Molecule: messenger RNA, 663 nt
Organism: Helianthus annuus (common sunflower)
Lineage: Eukaryota; Viridiplantae; Streptophyta; Magnoliopsida; Asterales; Asteraceae
Exons: 1
Coding region: 1-663 (220 amino acids)
Source: RefSeq, a predicted model, not a curated record
AUGGCGUUCUACAUGGACGAAUCACAACUCUACAAAUGCUCCAAACAUCCAUCACGGCGGCGCGUGAGCGGCAUCUGCGCCAAAUGCCUCCGCGAACGCCUCGUAACUCUCUGCCCUGACUGCGCCACCGCUCGUCCCUGCGACUGUUCUCCGGCUCCGGCUGACUCAUCGUCAUCUUCCUCCACAUCUUCCACUUCCUUCUCUCUCUUCUCCUUCUCCCGCGGCGGUAGCCGCCGUGAUUCCGGUUCCGUCACCGGCGGUUCCGAUCCGACGUUGCGUAAAUCGAGAUCCGUUGCGGUUUCAUUCCUCCGAUCGAGAUCUAGACACGCCGGCACCGGAAACGGAACUGAAACCGGUGAUUGCGUUACGGAUAAUAAUAACGUUUUGCUGCCGAAGGUUAGCCGGAGUAAGAUUAAUUUUUGGUCGGUGUUUAUGGUUAGUAAGAGUAAGAAGUGUGAGUUACAUGUUGAUGAUACUGGAGUUGAUGAAGAAUUGAAUAAGUGUGAUGAUAACAAUAAUAAUAGUAAUAGUAAUAAUAAUCCGGUGAUGAUGAGGUCUAGAUCGGUGGCUGUUGGUGGCGGAAACGGUUUUACUCCGGCGUCGGUGAAACAGAAGGGGUGGUUUGGGUAUUCAAAGCCUCCAAGGUCUGUUGCUGUUUCAUAG